AUGCGCUUCCCUCCAAAAGUCAACACCAACGUCGCGAUUCUGUUCACAUUCAAAAAUCUGCGAAAGAUUGGAGAGAAUUCAGUGAUUAGUCUUUCCUAUCCAAACUCCGAAGUCAAGGUAGCACAAUUGAUGGCAUUGCCUGCUGCACAUAACGAGUCCACAACAACAAUCCAUCGAGGUAAUUCUGGUAACCGCGGUGGUCGUACUGAUUUUGACGAUGCCGCUUCUUUCUGCCUACAAAUGGAACCUAGUUUGAGCAUUGAUCAGUAA
Molecule: messenger RNA, 270 nt
Organism: Sclerotinia sclerotiorum 1980 UF-70
Lineage: Eukaryota; Fungi; Ascomycota; Leotiomycetes; Helotiales; Sclerotiniaceae
Exons: 1
Coding region: 1-270 (89 amino acids)
Source: RefSeq, a predicted model, not a curated record